Molecule: messenger RNA, 1708 nt
Organism: Triticum dicoccoides
Lineage: Eukaryota; Viridiplantae; Streptophyta; Magnoliopsida; Poales; Poaceae
Exons: 4
Coding region: 239-853 (204 amino acids)
Source: RefSeq, a predicted model, not a curated record
AUUUUGACGCGAUCUGUGAUCCGUGCGCCGAACGGCCACAGCCGGAUCCUUCUCGUUGCCUCGCGCGAAAAUUUUCUUCUUGGCGCGCCUCUCUUCCUUCUCGCCCGUCCUGCGCGCCAAAUUUCUCAUCCCGAUCCUGGAGCCCGCCAGAAGAAACCUAGGCCCGCUGCCCCCAUAAAUCCACAGCAGCAGACUCCAUCUUCCACCCGUGCGACUUGCAGGUUCCUUGAGCACCAACAUGGCUGGCCAUGGGAGGAAGAAAGCGGCGCCCCCAUCCCAGGUGAUGGACGGACCAGACGGACAAGACCCAAAAUAUGGCGCCCCUCCCCUGCCGAUGGGGCGACCUAAAGCUGCCGCAGCAGCCGUAGCGGCAUCGAACGCUUGGUUGGCUGGGCAUGCUGCCGCUAGAUCCGAUUCUUCCCUUCAAGUUGAUUGGGGAAAUGAUGUUUACCCACCUGGUGGUUUUGUAAAUUAUUUGAACAAUUCAUCGAGCUUCAGUCUUCCACAACAAAUUCCUCCUCCACCAGCCAUGACACAUGGUGCUAAUUUCGCGGCACCGCUGACAUUUGCAUCUCAAAAGAAUCCAAUUACAGCAGUGAAGAAACGACCCAAACGUGCCCAUGUUGAAAUUGCGGAUGAUGCAGGAGAAGGUAAAACUAUGAAGAGAUUGCCAUGGACAUCAGAGGAGGAUGAUAGAUUGAUGAGUGCUUGGCUCAAGAACUCAAAUGAUCCUAUCGGUGGUAAUUUCAAGAAGAAUGACAAAUAUUGGGGAGAUGUGGUCGCGGACUACAAUAGCAACACCCCCUCAGAUCGCAAAAGACAAGUCAAUCAAGCUAUGAACCGAUGGCAUUGAGUUAACAAAAUGAUAAAUAAUUUCCAUUCCAUCCACGGGGAGAUUAGCGGUGUAUAUGCUAGUGGGCAGUCCAAUCAGCAAUUGAUGGAGAAAGUCCACAAAGCAUAUGAGAACAGACACGGAGGACCAUUUCUUCUGGAAAGUACCUGGCAGGUUGUUCGUCACUAUCCGAAGUGGUCUACGUACAAUGCAGAACUGAAUGGAUUGAAGAAAAUAGAUGUGGCCGACCUGGGGAAGGCAGAGGAUCAUGAGGCAGCUGAUAGUGAUGAUAUCCCACGGCCUCCAGGUACUAAAACAGCUAAAAGAGAUGGGAAUGGCAAUGACAAAAGAAAGUUGAAGUCAGAGGAUUUAGAAGAGCUUGAGAAAUUCUUAGAAGCCCAAAAAGAAGCUACUAAAAGUCGCACGGAUGUCCUUGAGGUUCAAAAGCGUAUUGCAGCCGAUAAACUUGAGUCGUCGAGGCUCAUUCUCCUUGCAGCGAAGGAGAACAAGGAGGCAAAAACAAGAGGGAAAAUGCUAGAACAGUACGGUAAAUUAUUGACACAAGAUAUGGCAGGGAUGACCGAGUUUCAGAAAGCUGAGCAUGCGAUUGCACUUAAAUUGAUGCGGGAGGAGUUAUUCCCCAACGCUCGUCAAUAAGUUUGGAAGGAACCUGUUCCUGUUUGAUGAAUGAAGAGAGAAGAACAGCCAAUGAAGCAAUGUGGUUCAUGUCCUAGUACUGAUGCUUCAGGAGUGCACAAGCUUGUUUUUGUUUUGUUGACAGAAGUAGUUAUUAUCAAUAGAUUUCUGUUGGUCUCGAGCUAGUUAUUUAUGUAUGUCAACUUCUUGCUUAAGUACUUCCAAAAAUUGUUUUCUAAU